Molecule: messenger RNA, 3680 nt
Organism: Chlorella variabilis
Lineage: Eukaryota; Viridiplantae; Chlorophyta; Trebouxiophyceae; Chlorellales; Chlorellaceae
Exons: 26
Coding region: 1-3426 (1141 amino acids)
Biological process (GO): double-strand break repair via homologous recombination
Cellular component (GO): Smc5-Smc6 complex
Molecular function (GO): ATP hydrolysis activity; ATP binding
Source: RefSeq, a predicted model, not a curated record
AUGUCGCCUCCCCUUCCCUGCAGCGCCUACCCGACUGGCUCGGUGAUGCGGGUCGAGGUGUCAAACUUCAUGACCUACAAGCGCGCCACGGUGGAGCCAGGUCCCAAACUGAACCUGGUGCUGGGCCCAAACGGCACCGGCAAGUCUUCCCUGGUGUGCGCCAUCUGCGUGGGGCUGGCAGGCAGGACCUCGCUGCUGGGGCGGGCAGAGGAUGUGUCGUCGUUUGUGCGGCGCGGCGCCUCGGCGGGCUGGGUGGAGAUCACGCUGAGCAGCGGCAACCCCAUGCGGCCGCACGUGGUGCGGCGCGAGAUGCACCGCGACACCAACUCAUCUGAGUGGUACAUCAACCGGGAGAAGGUGCGCAUGAAGGACGUGGAGGAGCUGGUACGGGACAAGCUCAAGGUGCAGCUGGACAACCUGUGCCAGUUCCUGCCCCAGGACAAGGUGGUUGAGUUUGCGCGCAUGACGCCCAAGGACCUGCUGGAAGCCACGGAGAAGGCCAUCGGCAACGGCGAGCUGUACGAGCAGCACUCGCAGCUGAUCAAAGUGCGGCGGGAGCUGGCUGGGCACGACCAGCACAAGGCGGCACUGGAUGAGAGCGUGGCGCAGCUGAAGGCCGACAACAGCCGCAGCACGCGGGACGUGCAGAACAUCCAGCGCAGGCAGCAGCUGAUGGAGGAGGUGGAGCUGGCCCGGCAGAAGCUGCCCUGGGUGGUGUUUGAGGGGCGGCGCAAGGCGUGGGAGAAGGACAAAGAGCUGCGGGACAGCGCCAAGCGGCGGCUGCAGGAGCGGCAGCAGGCGCAGCAGGGGGACGAGGGCCCGCUGGCGGCGCGGCAGCAGCUGCUGGAGCGGCUGAGGGCCAAGAAGAAGGUGCUGGAUGCGGAGCUGAAGGAAGCUGACCAGAAGCUGGCGGGCGGUCCCGCAGCGCGCGGCAGGGACCCGCAGCCGGGCCUGGAGGAUGAGAUGAAUGCGGCGCUGGAGGAGAUCACAGCCAAGCAGGCAGAGAUACAGGGCCUGGCCACGGCGGCCGCCGCCCGCGAGCGCAAGGUUGCGGAGCUGGAGGCGGCGCUGGCGGGGCUGGAGGAGGCGGUGGCGGGGCUGCCGCCGCUGGGCGACACGGGAGAGCUGGGGGCGCAGCGGCAGCAGCUGCAGAAGGAGAGCCACGACAUCGCCAUGCAGGCCAGUGCCCCGCUCCUGGUCUCCAGUCUCAACAUGCAGGUGGAGGAGCUGCAGGGCAGCCUGGAGGCGGUGCAGCGGCGGCGCCGGCUGGCCGAGGACAAGCUGCGCCGCAUCGACGAUUCCAAGAUGAGGCGCCUGCAGGCCCUGGACCAGCGGUACCGUGGCAUCGCCGCCGUCUGGCGGUACCUGCAGGCCAACAGGGCGCGGUUCAAGUACCCCGUGUAUGGCCCCAUCGCUCUUGAGGUGGAGUGCCCUGAUCCGCUGCACGUGAGGUGCCUGGAGCAGCAGGUGGCAGCCAACGUGUGGUCUUUCUUCGUCACCCAGCACAAAGACGACCACGACUUGCUGGAGGAAGAGUGCAAGCGGUUCAACUUCCGCCCCUCCGUCGCCUGCUACAAAGGGGACCCUCAUGAGCCAAUCCGCCACCCUCGCGGCGAGGCCUCUGAGUACGCGCGCUACGGCAUCUCCCAGACCCUGGACUGCGUGUUUGUGGCGCCCCCCGUGGUCAAGCGUGUGCUGUGUGAUGAGGCCCGCAUCCACGAGGCGUAUGUGGGGGAUCGAGGCACGCGGGUAGAGGAGCUGUUCCGCGACCACGACCGCCUGCAGCAGGUCUACACGCCAGACUGCUCCUACAGGCGCGCGGUGGUUGGCGGCGGCGGGGUGGCAGCUGUGCGCACGCGCAGCGCGUACAACAGCACCGCCGAGUCGACGCUGGUUGGCGACCUGCGCCCGGCGCGCCUGCUGUCGGGGGCAGCCACCGUGGACGACGGGCGGGAGCGGGAGGCGGCGCAGGCGGACAUGCAAGCCUGCGACCAGGAAGCGGCUGGGUUGCAGGGCGAGAUGCGGGAGCUGCAGGAGCAGCGGCAGGCCAAGCAGCAUCACCUGGACGGCCUCAAGCGCCAGCAGGCCCGCAUCGCCGACCAGGAGCGGGUGCUGGUUGAGCGGCACCGCUCGAUGCGCACCAAGCUGAAGAGCAAGCAGAGCGAGCUGGAGCGUCUGCGCAGGCAGCCCGGCCCGCGCAAGAAGGAGCCCAGGCUGCGGGCCCUGGAGAUGGCGGAGGUGCAGGCGGGGCAGGCGGAGCGGCUGCUGGGCUCAGCGGCCACCGACCUGGGCAUCCGCGAGGCGGCGAUGCAGGUCGAGCACUUGGCCCAGGCCAGCCAGCGGCGCCAGGCGCAGCUGCGCGACCUGCAGAGCCAGGUGGACCGGCUGACGACGCUGUGCCGGAUCAGUGCGGAGGAGUGCAGGCAAGGCUGCGGGGCGGCUGUGCCGGCGCGGCUGCGCAGGCCGGCGGCUCGGGCUGCCAACCGGUUGCUUGAUUACACUUCGCAAUUGUGCAACCAGGGCUGGCCUGGCCGGCUGGCGCCAGGGCUGCCUGCGUACCGUCCUCUGCUCGCGCCGCCCGACGCCGCCGGCCCCAACGCCGCCGGCCCCGCGCUCCCGGCGCGCAGGAAGCUCAAGGACCGCGCGGAGCAGGCGGCGCCGAUGAGCGAUGAGCUGGCGGCGGCGUGGGAGGCGGCGGCGCUGCCGGAUGAGGAGGCCGGCCUGCAAGACCUCAUCGCCGAGAAGACGGCGGAGUCCGACGGCAUGCUGGUCCAGAACCCGGCGGCGCUGCGCCAGUACAACGAGCGGUGCCGCCAGAUUGCGGAGCAGGAGCGGCAGCUGGCGGAGCUGGAGGAGAAGCGCCAGCUGGCGCGCCAGACGAUCGACGACGUCACGAGCCGGUGGCUGCCCGCGCUGCAGCGCAUCGUGUCCACCGUCAACGCCACCUUCUCCGCCAACUUCCGCACCGUGGGGUGCGCCGGGGACGUGGUACUGCACGAGGCGCCGGACGAGGACUUUGAGCACUACGCGAUCGAGAUCAGGGUCAAGUUCCGGGACAGCGAGGAGCUGCAGACGCUGGACGCCAACCGCCAGAGCGGCGGCGAGCGCUCGGUGUCCACCAUCCUCUACCUGAUCGCGCUGCAGGGCGUGACGGUGACCCCCUUCCGAGUGGUGGAUGAGAUCAACCAGGGCAUGGACCCUAUCAACGAGCGCAAGGUCUUCAUGCAGCUGGUGGACGCGGCCUGCAGGACAGGCACCCCACAGUGCUUCCUGCUCACCCCCAAGCUCCUGCCCGACCUGCCUUUCACUCGGGACGUCACCGUGCUCCAGAUCAUGAACGGAAACCACAUCAAGGAUGUGGCUGUGGGCUUCAAGAUGGAGUCGCUGCUGGGCAGCCAGCGCGCGGCGCUGCUGGUCGCCGCAUGAGGGGGGGAGCCUUGCGCCCCGGCGGCUUUGUCUUGGGGCCGCUGCAGAGGAGCAGACCAGCAGAUUGGCGGCAGCUGCAUAGCCACUGUCCGCUGCACGCGGACGGCAGCGCUGCCAGCUGAGCUGCCAGCCGAGCGCGUUGCAGUUGUGUGGCGUCAGUUCCUUCUUUCACGCCCCGGAGUCUGCUUACAUGCAUACAGAGGCUCCAGAGGGCGCGGCUUGCUGUUGGCAGCCACUGUAAGUUUGAUCGGUGC